Lasiosphaeria miniovina is the source of this 792-nucleotide messenger RNA. RefSeq lists its product as uncharacterized. The transcript has a single exon. NCBI's taxonomy places the organism in Eukaryota, Fungi, Ascomycota, Sordariomycetes, Sordariales, Lasiosphaeriaceae. The record is from RefSeq and is a predicted model, not a curated record. The coding region runs from base 244 to 792 and encodes 182 amino acids.
CACAACUCUACUUCCAUUUAAGUUUCAAUCUUCAGGACACGGCAGCCAUAGCCGGAGUAGCCCAAAAUUCCGAACUCAAACAGCUAGCCCGGCUUAAAGUCGCAGUACUCACGCCAUUCUGCUUCGUUCAUUUUGCCAAACCAGUCAAGACGGUAUUUCCAGGCUAAAAUCGCGCGACCCGUCGAACCAACGACUCCAAGCUACAUUCAAACAGUACCUGGCACCGCCAGUCCGAACUCCACCAUGUCAGAAUCAACCGCCCUCACACAGAAGGAACAAGAAAACCGGACGACCGUCAUCGUCUUGGUCGCCAUGGUCCAGAUCUUCAUCACCGUCGCCCUUGUCAAUACGGUCGACGUCAAGCGGCGCUGGCCGCGUGUGCGGCAGGACGGCUGCCUGUACGCGCUGGCGCUGACAGGCGUCUUCCUGGUAUCUCUCAUGUGGCCCGUAGCUGCCGCGCUCAUCGUCCUGUGGCUCGCGGUCAGCAUCGUGCUAGUACCGUUCUACCUCGUCGGCCACUUCUGCUGCGCCCCCGGCCAGACGUGCUGCGGCGUCGACUGGGUCAAGUUGUGCCGGUGGGUUCUUAAUCUUAGGCCAGCGCUGAGGGAGCGGACACCCAACACGCCAGGCCGACAGCUCGAUGGUGAUGUCGAGCAGCAGCCCCCCGGCAGCACCGAUACCAUGGAGCUGCCACAGCGCCCGCCGCCUGCUGCAAAGACUAGCGAUGGCACCAGGACCGACGACAUGGAGCUGCCGCCUUAUAGCUUGCAGGAUCCUUCUCGGCGGGAGUGA